Messenger RNA from Paraphaeosphaeria sporulosa, 1042 nucleotides. RefSeq lists its product as uncharacterized. The coding region runs from base 66 to 845 and encodes 259 amino acids. Gene Ontology annotation, biological process: protein folding in endoplasmic reticulum. Gene Ontology annotation, cellular component: EMC complex; membrane. The transcript has 5 exons. The record is from RefSeq and is a predicted model, not a curated record. Lineage: Eukaryota; Fungi; Ascomycota; Dothideomycetes; Pleosporales; Didymosphaeriaceae.
UUCCAUCAUCCCCACACUGCCUUUCCACGACACCACGUCCCCUCGCCCAACCUAUCUCCGCGAACAUGGGACAACCUCUGGUACAGACGAUCCACCGGGAUCCCGCCCUGUUCUGGUGGAUCCUGCUCCCGAUUACUGUGGUCAUGGUCCUGACGGGCAUCCUCCGCCACUACGCAAUGAUCCUCCUCCAGACGGCGCCGAAGAAGCAAGAGCUCCCCAAGAUCCGGCAACAACGCGCGCUCGUCCGCGGCAUCAACCUUCGCGCCAAUGCAAAUGUCCUGACACCUGCCUCCUUCCAGGCUCGCAAGGCGUACAUGGUGUCUGCAUUCCAGGAAGGCAAGUUUUUGGCGGAGCCGGAGGCGAGGGGCAAGCCGAGACCGAAUCCCAUGAGCGACCCCGCGGCCAUGGAAGGCAUGAUGGGCAUGAUGAAGGGGAAUAUGGCCAUGAUGAUUCCGCAAACGCUGAUCAUGGGGUGGAUCAAUGCGUUCUUCUCAGGCUUUGUUAUCAUGAAACUACCCUUUCCAUUAACGCCACAAUUCAAGUCGAUGCUCCAGUCAGGUGUUGGCACCCGCGAUCUAGAUGUGAGAUGGGUUUCCAGUCUCUCCUGGUAUUUCCUUACCUUAUUUGGGCUCCAGCCCGUGUAUAACUUCAUCCUUGGAAGCAACAACUCUGCAAACAACGUAACGCAGCAGAUGGCCAUGGCUAAUCCAGGAGCUGGUCUGAUGGGUCCCGAGCAGGACCCCGAUAAGCUCUUCUUGAGCGAGGCCGAGAACUUGGAGGUGCUCGAACACCGCUGGAUUUUGGACGGAAUAGAAGAUCGCCUGAUCGCGAAGAUGGCCGCCUAGAGCCUGCCAUUUGCUGGGAUGUCAAACGACCAUAGUCACAGCCACCUGCGGCAGUGGAAGGACUGAAGGCGCAGUCCACGCUUUGAGAGGGCGCAUUUAGCUAUAACGCCGCGCUGUGACUCGCACACGUUAGUGCAUGAUGCUCAGCCAGCCAGACAACUAUCAGUAUUUUGACUUUUCAUGAAUGAGAUUGACCC